UAGAAAGCCACCACUAUCUUUAUACACGUCUCCCUUACUCUUUCCAUUCUGAAGAACCUGAUCUUGAGUGCAGGCUACCAUGAGUGUGGAGAAGAAAGCACCCAGGCAGCCAUGCUGCUCCAAACUGAAGAUGUUUCUCGUCUCCUUGGCUUUUGUCUACUUUGCCAAAGCAUUACAAGGCAGUUACAUGAAAAGCUCAGUCACACAGAUUGAGAGACGCUUUGACAUUGCCAGCUCCCAAAUUGGAUUCAUUGAUGGAAGCUUUGAAAUUGGCAACCUGUUGGUGAUCGCAUUUGUCAGUUAUUUUGGAGCAAAACUUCACAGACCCAGACUGAUUGGAGUGGGAUGUCUGAUCAUGGCUGUUGGCUCCUUCAUCACAGCCCUGCCUCACUUUCUCCAGGGACCGUACAAGUAUGAGACAACAAUCACACAUGUCACGGAGUCUAGUGAGACUGAAUCCAUUUUCCCAUGUCUUACAAAUGGGAGCCAUUCACAAGAGGAUGAAUCUAGAACAGCUGAGAGUCAAACAGAGUGUGAGAAAACGUCAGGAUCCCAUUUAUGGAUCUACGUGUUUCUGGGUAACAUGUUACGAGGGAUUGGGGAGACUCCAGUGAUGCCUCUUGGACUGUCUUACAUGGAUGACUUUGCCAGAGAAGAAAACACAGCUUUCUACAUUGCAUGUAUACAGAGUUUUGGUAUCCUGGGGCCUGUGGUUGGCUUUAUGCUGGGUUCCUUCUGCGCCAAACUCUAUGUGGAUAUUGGAGCUGUGGACUUAGACAGCAUCUCAAUUAACCACAAAGACUCACGCUGGGUGGGAGCCUGGUGGCUUGGCUUCCUGGCCAGUGGUGCUGUGAUGUUACUAGCUGGAAUCCCAUUCUGGUUCCUGCCCAGGUCAUUGCCUAAGCAAGUAGAGGGUAAUGCCAGGGAAAGCCAAGAUGUCCAUCACAGCGAGCAAGAUUCUUUUAUCCCUGUGGAGAGCAAAAACUCUCCACCAUCUGAGAAGGCUGACCCUGUCAACAUGGUUGCCAUGGCCAAAAAUUUCCUGCCAUCUUUGAGGAGGCUUUUCAGUAACACUGUUUACGUGCUUAUCAUCUGCACCGGUACGGUCCAGGUCAGCAGCUUUAUUGGGAUGAUCACAUUUAAACCCAAAUACAUGGAGCAGAUUUAUGGCCAAUCUCCAUCCAAGGGUAUCUUACUGAUAGGCAUUAUGAAUGUGCCUGCUUUGGCCUUGGGAAUCAUCUUAGGAGGCUUUGUGAUGAAAAAGUUCCAACUGAGCGUGCUUGGUGCAGCCAAGAUGACUAUUUCCACCUCUUUUCUGGCUUUUGUUCUCAUGCUGAGCCAGUACUUCCUGCACUGUGGAAAUACACAGGUGGCAGGACUCACUGUGAACUAUCAGGGUUUUCCGGACAUUUCCUCCCAGCAGCAGAGUUUGUUGUCCCAGUGUAACUCAGGGUGCUCCUGCUCUCUAAAACACUGGGACCCAGUAUGUGCCUUUAAUGGCCUGACAUAUUCCACACCCUGCCUUGCAGGCUGCCAGAGCUCCACUGGAUUCGGCAAGAAGAUGGUCUUCCACAACUGCUCAUGUAUUGCUGAGGCACCUCUGCCUAGUAGGAACAUGUCUGCCGUGUUGGGUCAGUGUCCACGCAAAGAAAACUGUGACUACAUGUUUAAGAUUUACAUGGUGGUGACUGUAAUAGGGGCCUUUAUCUCAGCCAGUGGAGCCACUCCUGGUUACAUUGUUCUUCUCAGGUCUAUCCAACCAGAGCUGAAGUCUUUGGCUCUUGGAAUGCAGAUCUUAAUAGUCAGGACCCUGGGUGGAAUCCCUCCUCCAAUAUAUUUUGGAGCUUUGAUUGACAGGACAUGUCUGAAGUGGGGAACAAAGCGAUGUGGAGGCCAAGGUGCAUGUCGACUCUACAACGCUGACACUUUUAGAAUGACUUUCUUGGGUCUCAUCUAUGGCCUGUCCUCUCUGGCCUUAUUGCUGUGGAUGCUACUAUUCAACAGACUAUCACACCGCCAACGGCAGCUGGCACUGCAAAACCAGGCCAAAGGCACAGAGCCAGAAGCCAACAACAUAGCCAGCGAUAAUGGAAAUGCCCCGUUGGCUUUUGUGAAGUGCAAGGAAGAGCUGGAUAAAGAGACCAGUAUCUGAAUUCUAAUGUGGCUAAAACAGACAUGUUCUAUAAGCUCUAUUUGUGCUGAUUACAUAAUGAAAAUUUGUACAGUGUACAGUUUGUAAUGUGAGCUGUUAUGAGCUAGGAAUUCUCUUACAAGAUUGUAUGUGGCCCUGAGAUUGCUUGUUACAACACACUUUGAAUGGACCAUUUACUUUGUAUAUUUUUCACACAGAAUUCCUUACAUUUCCCAAGAUUAGACUGUUCCAUUACCUGGUCAGUUAAACAAUCAGUAUUCUUAAAUGUGAAAUAUUUAGUAAUACCUUGUCAUAUGUUUUUGUAUCUUAAUUGUUUUAUAGAGUUCAAGAUUAUAAUGCAGUGAGAACUGAUUACAAGUGAAUAAGUGGAUUUUUACAGACAAUAUUAUUGACAUUAACUUUUAUGUUCCUUUAUAUGAUUUAAACACUGCUAUUUAACAACAUAAAGAAGUUUACUAGAAAUCUCUAGUCUUAGAAAAUGCAGAACAUUCUGUAUAACAAAGAUAACUUUGGCUAACAAGAAGUGACAAGCCCUGUACUUAUAAAGUUAAUGCCUCUAUCAAUUUAUUUUCAUGCUUCAUAUUACUAUAAUUAAUAACUUCUGUAGUAAAACUACUUUCAUCUGCAAAAGAAAAAA
Molecule: messenger RNA, 2789 nt
Organism: Ictalurus furcatus (blue catfish)
Lineage: Eukaryota; Metazoa; Chordata; Actinopteri; Siluriformes; Ictaluridae
Product: solute carrier organic anion transporter family member 1C1
Exons: 15
Coding region: 80-2152 (690 amino acids)
Biological process (GO): sodium-independent organic anion transport; transmembrane transport
Cellular component (GO): membrane
Molecular function (GO): protein binding
Source: RefSeq, a predicted model, not a curated record